AUGGACAUAUAUGGUGCGUGGUGUCCUUGAAGCCUGGUGAGUGAGGCAUUAGGAUCCCCUUACUACGACAAUGUCCGUCCACUUUCCUACCCAGAUUCUGAUGCUGUCUUGAUAUGUUUUGAUAUUAGUCGGCCAGAAACUCUUGACAGUGUGUUAAAAAAGUGGAAAGGUGAAAUCCAGGAGUUCUGCCCCAACACCAAAAUGCUCUUGGUCGGCUGCAAGUCGGACCUGCGCACAGACGUGAGCACAUUGGUGGAGCUCUCCAACCACAGGCAGACGCCGGUGUCCUAUGAUCAG
This is a messenger RNA of Tinamus guttatus (white-throated tinamou), 297 nucleotides long. The record is from RefSeq and is a predicted model, not a curated record. NCBI's taxonomy places the organism in Eukaryota, Metazoa, Chordata, Aves, Tinamiformes, Tinamidae.